GGGCUACAGGCUGCACGAGCCUGCCUUCCGCGUCGCCGCCUCCCGCUCUCCUACUGGGUUUUCACCCCGCGUCUGCUGGUCUUCCGGUCUGGCGGCUACCAGCUCUUUACUUCUGGUUGUCUUCAUGCCCUCAGUCUCUGUUCUGUACCUCCCCAUCUCUCUCCUGCUGUCUCCGUCGCUCGCUGUCCUGCCUCACUCUGCCCAGUCUUGGUGCCGGCCAUUUUCAGGGACUUCGGUGUCCCAGAUUUGAGGGCCUGCCCCGCGCCCCAUGGAAGAGCACCCGGCACCCAACUCUGCUCCGAGAGAAACCGAGGAGGCGGCGCCCCGCGCAGAGGUCAUGGACGAAGUGACAUCAUGCUCCUUCAACAGCCCUCUGUUCCAGCAGGAAGACGAGGGAGGGAUCACCUACCGGAUUCCAGCCCUGCUCUAUAUCCCCCCUGCCCGAACCUUCCUGGCCUUUGCAGAGAAGCGCUCCACGUGCAGGGAUGAGGAUGCUCUCCACCUGGUGCUGAGGCGAGGGUUGAGGACCGGGCACUUAGUACAGUGGGGGCCCCUGGAGUCACUAAUGAAAGCUACAUUACCUGGGCACCGGACUAUGAAUCCCUGUCCUGUGUGGGAGAGGAAGAGAGGCCGUGUGUACCUGUUCUUCAUCUGUGUGUUGGACCAUGUCACCGAGCAGCAACAGAUUGUGUUAGGCAGGAAUGCUGCCCGCCUCUGCUUCAUCUGCAGUCAGGAUGCUGGCUGCUCAUGGAGCGAGGUAAGGGACAUAACUGAGGAGGUCAUUGGCCCAGAGAUAAAGCAUUGGGCCACAUUUGCUGUGGGCCCAGGUCACGGCAUCCAGCUACAGUCGGGAAGGCUGGUCAUCCCUGCAUACACCUACUACAUCCCUUACUGUUUUUUUUGCUUCCGGCUACCAUGUAAAGUCAGACCUCAUUCACUGAUGAUCUACAGUGAUGACCUAGGUGUCACAUGGCAUCAUGGCAGGCUCAUUAGGCCCAUGGCGACAGUGGAGUGCGAGGUGGCAGAGGUGACUGGGAGGUCUGGCCACUCGGUGCUGUAUUGCAGUGCCCGGACACCAAAUAGACACCGGGCAGAGGCUGUCAGCAUUGACCAUGGGGAAUGCUUUCAGAGAUCAGCCCUGAGCCAACAGCUCUGUGAGCCCCCACAUGGCUGCCAAGGCAGCGUGGUGAGCUUCUGGCCCACGGAGAUCCCACAUGAUUGCCAGGACCCUAAUGGCAAAGAUGCUGCCUUUGUUCAGCAGAGCCCUCCACAAGACAGCUCACUGAGGCUGGAGCAGGAAGCUGGAACACUGUCGGAAUCAUGGCUCUUGUACUCACACCCAACUAAUAAGAAACGGAGGGUCGACCUAGGCAUCUACCUCAACCAGGCCCCCUUGGAGGCCGCCUGCUGGUCCCGCCCCUGGAUCUUGCACUGUGGGCCCUGUGGCUACUCUGAUAUGGCUGCUGUGGAUGAGGAGGGCUUGUUUGGGUGCUUAUUUGAGUGUGGAAUCAAGCGGGAGUAUGAGCAGAUUGCCUUUCGUCUGUUUACAGACCGUGAGAUCCUGGGCCACGUGCAAGGCAACAGCACCAGCCCUAGUAGGAACCCUAAGCCAGCUCAAGACUAAUUGACUUCUUAGGACCCGACUCGUAGAAGGGAGUGGGAACCAACGCCGGGACAAUGGAGGCCAAGAUAACAGAAGUUACUGAAGUCUAUAGAGAAUCCAAAAGCUUAAUAUUCUGCUCCCUAUCCUGGCACAGAGUAUCCACUCCUCCCCCUCCAAAGAGCAAAAUGGAAAAUUUACCAUAGCUACUGCAGUGGAAAGAACACUGAACUGGGAGUUGGGAGAUCCUGAUAUGAUAUUUACACUGCCACUGACUUGCUUUGUGGCAUUGGACAUAUCACCUGACCUACCUGGGUCUCAGAUCUCCAUUUAUAAAAUGAGAGAAUUAGUUCUGUGAUUUCUUUUCUUCCCAUCCCUAGGAGAGGCAGAGUACCUGGGUGCUCCAUGAUUAGCAAAUCCUGGCUGCCUAUAGGACUCUGAUCUCAAAUGGAAAUCAGAGGACUUGUCUUUUCAAAUGACUCUGGCUUUAUCCAAGUGUGAGAUUACAAGAGGUGUCAUGGCAGGAAGGAAGAUCUGGAUAAUUUGUUCUGUUUUCAGUAACAACAACAAAAAACCCCCUACACCCUACUAAUCAUGCUCAGAGCUCUGUAGGCUCUCUCUCCUAGAGGACUUGGGCAGAAUAGUAGAAUGAUGAAGUCACCUACCUCCUCCAGCUUUGCUGCUCUGCUCAGUCUUUCCUUCCUCAUCCAGAAUGCAUCAUUUCCUUGGGAGAAAAUGAGCAGCUCAGUGCCAGUGGUACUUGAUAAUGGUGCUUGUUUCUUCUGAUGGCAUCACUGCUAUGAAAGAUGAACCUGAAGAUCCAUUAUUGGAUGGUUCCUGAAGGACUUAAAACAUUGGACAAAACUUGCCACAACCUUUGCCUUCAAGGAGCUUACAGUUUAUAGGGUAGGAUGAGGGAGAAAAUACCCCUGGUGUGGUAGUUUGUAGAUGUUGGGGUGAUGGUGGCACUUAUUGUCAUUGCCUUUGUUGCAUUUCCAGCGUGACCGGAGUCACCUGCCGAAGGGCUUGUCCAGGCUGUGCAGUUUCGCCCAAGUUUAGAAUGUUGUCCUCCCCCAGCCAUUCUUUAAUCCAUGGAGAAGUUCUUCAGCCUUACCAUUAGGAAGGUCUCUGGAACCCAAGCCUCUGAGUUGGGCCUGUUCUUUUUGAUCUAUUGAAAUCACUGUUUGUGAGGUAUGUUUGCCUCUUUGUCUUAUAGUUUUGGUCCUGAACUUAGCCUGUGCUAGGUCUCUCAGAUGAUACUAGAUUGGAUGCUCCUAUUUUAGAUUGUUCUUAUGAUAGAAAUUCUAUCAUGAGAGAUUUAUUCCUUUGGGUAGGAGAGCUCUUUUGUCCCUAUUUUAGGAUGAUAAUGCCUUAAACUGGGUAAUGACCACAGAGAGCAAGUCUUAGUAGUGGAAUAUAGUCUAGCAGGCUAGAGGUUGCAGUUGCACCAGUAAGAUGGGGGAGGGUCUUAUAGGAAGCAAGUAGAGAUUAACUGCACCUACUUCAGCAUGUUGCAUAAGCCUGUGGCUUAGCAUGGCUUUUUAAAAUUCCCUUAGCCUUUCAUAUAUUGCCAAAGUGAUCUUCCCCAUACACAGUUAUGAUCAUUCAUUCACUGAUGUAUGCAUUUCUCUACAUAUUUCCUGAGUGCCUGUGCAUAAUGCAAGGUACUUUUUAUUGUCAUUCCCUGGUUGAAAAUUAUCCGUAGCUCCCCAUUACCUCAAAGUGCUGUUUACAUUUAGCCUGGCAUGUAGGACCUUCCAGUAAGUUGCUGGGUGAAAUAAUGUAUAAAUACUUCCCUCUUUUUCCUUAUAUGAAGCCCACUGUCAGGGAAGACCUCGGUCAAGUUGGCAAUCAGCUGGAGGUGCACAGUGUUGGUGGUGCAAGGGAGGAAUUGGGGAAUGAGAGAGGAUUAAAAGGGCAGUCCCCUCCCGAAUAGUAGAAACUCCUUGUUCAGCAAAGCUUUACUGAGCAUCAUACUCUAAAGAGACAGGAACAGAGAGAUGGCUAAGUUCUACAACCAGGGCUAAAGGAUGAAGAGAAUGAGAAUAUCAAGACCUUUUUGGGACUGUUCAAGAAGAGAGCCAGGAAAAGGACCUCAGUCAUGCCAGUGUGGACCAGAGAUAUCUAAUACCAGUAUUCAUGAGAUAUCUCAUCCAUCUCUAAAUUUCCAUCCCUUACUCCUUCCCCCUUGCCUCAUAUUUGCUCCUCCUUAAUGAAUAGCAGUGAAACCCUUAACAGGGAAAAGGCCUAUGUGCUUAUUUCAGGAAUAGUAAGAAAAGAAAGUUAGAGGACAGGGAAAAUCCAAUAUGACAACUAGUUGACCACAGUGGGUGAUGGCAGCUGUGAAGAAAAAGAAGAGCAGAUAGGCAUCCUGGCAUCUUCAGGGAGAGAAAGGAAGUGACAGACAUGAAACCUAAGCUGGAGAGAUGGUGUGGGUGGUGGCUGUUGUGAAGAAGAAAUGACAACAGGUUGCAGCUGUUCCCUGGAACUUGUGGGAAGAGAAGCUUGCACAGGCCAGCAGCUUGGCCUGCAGAGAAGGUCCUACCCAACUCUAGCCUUAAGUUGGCUCAACUUGUCCUUUCUCCAGGUGACCAACAAAGAGAGCUGUGGGCACAGCAGCCCUGUUUGUGCCAGUUACCCAAGGCCUUCAGGGCCCAGGAGCCUAUACCAGGAUACUGGUACCCUCACCGAGCCCAUUUCAGCCACCGUCAGGUUAGGGGUAGAAUGGAAAAGAUAUGGUAGGUGAUGGCAGCUGUGAAGAAAAGAGGAAUGCCGACAAGAGGCCUGUAACCCUUAGGAAUGGAGUGAGGACUACACAGACUGUGGUCCUUUGCUCCCAGGUGCUCCCCACACAUCCUGCUCCUUGUAUCCUUACAUCUGUCCAGCACACACAUAUAGAUGUACAGAAAAGCACAGGUAGUAGGAGCCUUCACUGGUAUUUACCCAGACCAGACUUUCCCUGACCCAUUCAGCCUGCUGGUCCUGCACAUGCUCCCUGGUUCCCUAACUCCUGAGCUCCUAAUAUUCACCUCAGACCCUUGUUAUUUGGAUGGUUUAUUUGGACCUGUUUCUCCUGGUCACUGGUCUCUCCUCAGAUGUCCACAGGGUAUCAUACAGCUGCAGCCAUAGGUUAGAGACAUAUUACCUUGCCUGUUUGGGGAGGGGUAUCCCAAGAGACCCACUUAGGUCAAUCUGAGGCUGCGCAGCCUCCUCCCCAGGGUGGUAGGAUUGGAUAACCUACACUCUGGCCAGAUUGGGCUGCUCACUUAUCCAGCAGGCUGUGAGUUUUUCCCAUUGCAUUAUUUAAAUAGAUGUCAGGUCACCCUUGUCUCUACUGCCAGAUUGCACGGUCUAAUCCUCUCCUUGAUACUUAUGACAGGCCACCCUGUGUUGUUGUCUGUGUUGUGCCUCUAGCCCUCUGUUAGGCUGUGAACUGAUUGAGGGCCAAGGCUGUCUGACUCCUUUCUGUCCUUUUUACCUUGAAUCACAAUGACUUAUCUCUGCUCUUUAUCAUAUUCUGAAAAUUCCAUGAAGGUAAGGACUGAGUCUAAUUACUGUCUUUGUCCACCAUGGGGCCUGGCACAAAAUAGACAGCAGUAAAGAUAUGCUGAAUGAAUGAGUGAGUCAAAGACCCUAACCUUCUGGAUCUAAUUAUGGAGGCCAGGGAGAGUUCUACCCCAAGGAGGAAGAUGUUGCAUCCCUUUAUGGUUUGUACAGCAUUCCAAACCUGCCUAGCACUCACCCCAAAAUAAGUGCUUUCUGUGCUGGCCGGCUUCCAGGUCAGCUAUAGUACUUCUGGCUUGAGCUUGGUCUGCCUGGAUGCCUAAAACCAAGCUGAGGUCUGGGGUUCUCAUUUCCCUGGUUUGUCUCCUCUGUCCCUGAAUGGUUUUUCCAUAACUGCCACUGCUCCACGACUCGAAGGGAGUUGCUGGGGCUCGUGUGUUCAAAGCAAGCCUUGGCUCUCUGAUACCAAGUGUCAGUAAUGCUCUCUGUAUCGUAAAAGCUACCAUGACUCUGGAACAAGGAAGAUAAAUAAAGAGCUUAAGUCUGGUGA
Loxodonta africana (African savanna elephant) is the source of this 5654-nucleotide messenger RNA. RefSeq names its product neuraminidase 3 (gene NEU3). Lineage: Eukaryota; Metazoa; Chordata; Mammalia; Proboscidea; Elephantidae. Bases 269 to 1624 code for a protein of 451 amino acids. Gene Ontology annotation, cellular component: membrane; intracellular membrane-bounded organelle; cytoplasm. The transcript has 3 exons. Gene Ontology annotation, molecular function: exo-alpha-sialidase activity. The record is from RefSeq and is a predicted model, not a curated record. Gene Ontology annotation, biological process: oligosaccharide catabolic process; ganglioside catabolic process.